Molecule: messenger RNA, 1178 nt
Organism: Moneuplotes crassus
Lineage: Eukaryota; Ciliophora; Spirotrichea; Euplotida; Euplotidae
Source: the annotation of a GenBank genome assembly
UCAAAAUGUCUAUUUCAAGGUCACAGAACUUAGAAGAACCUCCUAGUAGAAAUCCAAAAAGAAAACAACGCACGAAGUUGUCAACUAAUUUGUCGAUUAGUGACAAUAAGUUCUUGCAAUAGGCGUGCUCACUACUAAACAAGAUAAAAGUAAGAAGAAGUCUCAGUCGCAACAGAAAAGGUUAGACACAUACACUAGCCUCAACAGAGACGAUGAAGAUGAUCUUAAAUAUAUACAAGAUAUUGAAGAUGUUCACAAUAAAAUUUUGGUGCAGAAUAGUAUAUCCAAAUAAGAACGUGGAACCUAAAUUGACGAAUUGGAGGAAUGAACUUAAACCGUUAGAAUUCAACCACACAGUCCCCAGUCAAGAACAAAAGAGUGCUUCCAAAUCUUUCUGGGAAAAGAUGGGUUUCAAAAAUAAAAAGAAGGAAGAACGUAUGCUACAAGAGGUUGCAGACAAAUUAGAUAGCCUCACUGGGCAGCUUGGCAAGGUCCUUGAAGAUAAUAAAAAUGUUAGAGAAAAAUACCAAGAGUUGAAAGAAGAGAGGGAUGGAUUGGUCGAUCAGCAACAGAAAUUUGUCAAAAUUAUUGAAGAUUUGACUACAAACAAACUUGAGAAGGAGAAAUCUUCAAAAUCCCUUCUGAGAGCAGAGAUUGAGUAUGAAGAAGUUAAAGAUUUGCUAGAUUCCCUUGAGAACUCAAACCAACUCCCAAAACUUCAGAAGUGAAUGGAUACAGAGGAGAUUAGGCUUGAGGAGCAGAAGAGGAGACAUGAAAUGGAGUGAGAAGACUUGUUAGUCAGUAUUAAGGAGCUAGAAAUCUCUGGAGAUGAUAACCAAGAAGAUAUUAAAGAUGAUGAGAAAUCUAUUCAGAAAUCCCAAAUGACACAUUUAGGAUACUCACCGAUCGAAGAAGGAAGUCCGUUGCUCGAAGAUUUGAGCUCUUAUUACUACUUGCUUACUAAAAAUCAAGACGUCACAUUGGAUAAAUUGCAACCUAUUCUAAAGGAUCUAAUGGAGGAAAUUGUGAUAUCUGAUCAGACAGAUAAUUGCAUUGAAGAUUUGUAUCAAAGCUUGCUGAACUGUUUAACAAGUGAAGAGAAGCUUAAGAAAGUGGCUCAGUAUGACCUAGAAAAACACUUGCAUCGAGGGCUCAGGACUACAAAUAAUCAUUUAUAA